Vitis vinifera (wine grape) is the source of this 671-nucleotide messenger RNA. Its product is annotated as wax ester synthase/diacylglycerol acyltransferase 11-like. Gene Ontology annotation, cellular component: plasma membrane. Gene Ontology annotation, molecular function: diacylglycerol O-acyltransferase activity; long-chain-alcohol O-fatty-acyltransferase activity. The coding region runs from base 81 to 671 and encodes 196 amino acids. Gene Ontology annotation, biological process: triglyceride biosynthetic process. The transcript has 2 exons. The record is from RefSeq and is a predicted model, not a curated record. Lineage: Eukaryota; Viridiplantae; Streptophyta; Magnoliopsida; Vitales; Vitaceae.
GCACCCUGGAAACCCAAUCAGGUUUGAAGGACGCACUUAAGCCUAUUAGAACUGCGCCCAAAGAAGGUGAUGAAAAGGGAAUGGUAGUUAAGCGUCAUGAUCAGGAAGAUCAUCAGCCAUUGAGUCCAAUGGCUCGUUUGUUUCAUGAACCUGACUGCGAUCUCUAUGUUAUCGGCAUGAUCGGCACGAAAACUCGCAUCGACCCUGAUGUGUUUAAAGCCAACCUGGUGCAUAGUCUCCUUAAACACCCUCGUUUCUCUAGUCUGCAUGUUAUGGAGGAGGAAAAGGGAGGAGAGACGAAAUGGGUUCCAACAAAAGUUGAUUUGGAAAACCACGUUAUAGUUCCAGACAUGUGUUCCGACAUGGAAACAUCAUCAGACAAGUACGUGGAAGACUACAUUUGCAACCUCACUAAAACAACCCUAGACUUUUCCAAGCCAUUAUGGGACCUUCAUCUCCUCAACGUGAAAACCUCCGACGCCGAGGCCGUCGCCGUUUUCAGGAUUCAUCACUCCCUCGGCGAUGGCACGUCUCUCAUGUCUCUUUUACUUGCCUGCACACGCAGAGCCUCAGAUCCCAUGGCUCUGCCUUCUGUUCCCAUGAUGAAGAAAUCAAAAUCAUCGGCUGGGUCUGGAAGGUGGUGGAAGGCUUUCAGACAGUACAGUCCCUGA